AUGGCAUCGCGCAUCAAACGUCUAUUGCACCGUGACCAGAGGGGGAGUAGCCCUUCAAACAGACGUUCUCACGAUGACGAGCGUGACUUUCAGACGGUGCCUUACGGGUCAACAUCUGAAGGCCUGCUACCGAGUAGCCCAGACUCGAUUCACGACCAGGACCGCGCCAGUUUUGAUAGAAAGAGACUGCAAGCUACGGAUCGCAUACACGACAGGGAGAGGCUUCUUUCCGACCCUUCCAUACAGCCACAUCCUUACGCUGGUCAGCCGGCUGAUCUCCCUGCUCGGAAACCGGUCAGCAAGGUGUAUGUCGAAGGCAACAAUCGACAGUCCGGAGUGUCGACGAUCAAAGUCGUGAAAUCCGCCCCAUCACCCACGGAUCUGCCUUUCCGCCCUUCAAGAAAACCAGCAACCCAAUCUGACGCAACCACGACUGUUGUAGAUCCUACUAUUGGGGCACAAAAAGUCAUAGACCGCGCCAAGAGCAGCUCCAACGAGACUCAUGUUACUACGAGUAUUGCACCAGCUGUAACGCAUGAGACGGUCCAUCGUGAGAUGCGCCAUGUCCGUGAGGAGCGAAUCACACGCGAGGUCCACAAUCACGAGAUCUAUCAUCGAGUACAGCCAAUAAUUGAUGUCGAGGUACUUCCGACACGACAUUUCUUGCCGAUGGGGAACGGUGAAUUGUUAGAAGUGAGUGGAGACGAUGUUCCAGGGCGUGAGAAAGCUUGGGUUAUUGCAGAAACAGCAUCGAAGAUCGCGACAGACGAUCCAAAGCCCACAAAGCCACCUCAGUUCACCGCGCGGACCUUCGCGAAUGGCGAAGGUGAUGACCAGAGGUAUAUUACUUCUAAAGGGUACGAGAGGACAGAGCAGACUUGGAUUCAUCCACCUAAUUAUUCAACACAAACCUAG
Molecule: messenger RNA, 915 nt
Organism: Bacidia gigantensis
Lineage: Eukaryota; Fungi; Ascomycota; Lecanoromycetes; Lecanorales; Ramalinaceae
Exons: 2
Coding region: 1-915 (304 amino acids)
Source: RefSeq, a predicted model, not a curated record